This is a messenger RNA of Papilio xuthus (Asian swallowtail), 2980 nucleotides long. RefSeq names its product integrin alpha-PS4-like. The record is from RefSeq and is a predicted model, not a curated record. Gene Ontology annotation, cellular component: external side of plasma membrane; integrin complex. The transcript has 25 exons. Gene Ontology annotation, molecular function: integrin binding. Bases 6 to 2870 code for a protein of 954 amino acids. Gene Ontology annotation, biological process: integrin-mediated signaling pathway; cell adhesion mediated by integrin; cell-cell adhesion. NCBI's taxonomy places the organism in Eukaryota, Metazoa, Arthropoda, Insecta, Lepidoptera, Papilionidae.
UUCAAAUGUGCGUCAACAGUCACUGUGAUAUUAUAUUUAUUUUAGUAAUUAAACACAGGAUGCAUUAUGCAAAAUGGACGGCUGUUUUUGUUCAAAUACUUAUUAUACCAAACUUUGCAUUCUAUCAUAUAAAAUCAAUGAAAACAAUUGUCCCAACAAAGAAUCUAUAUUUAUCUAAAGAUUCAUACUUUGGAUAUAGUAUCACUUAUCAACCAUAUAUACGAAGUUUGGUGAUAAGUGCUCCAAUGGCGAACUUUACAGGACACAUAUAUAUUUAUGAUAUAGACAAAGACUAUUUAAUAAAAGAUAACAUAAAUGUAACAACAGAUGACAGUAAUACGCACCCAUGGCUCGGAGCAACGGUUAAGACGGGAAAUUCUUUUUAUACGACUUGCGCUCCACGACCAGUCACUAUUAUGAAUCGUAAGCUUAAGCGUAGUGGUACUUUUGGACAAUGUUUCACAAAGAUUUUCGGAGUUAAGAAUGAAACGAUCGACAUGCCUCAGAUAUCGAAGAAAGAUCGCAUGAAGGAUUUCGUGACAUUUGGACAAAAAAUGGAUACGUUUGGAUGGACUAUGGAUAUCACGGCACACGACCGCAUAUUGGUCGGUGGUCCAGGAAUGGUAAAAGGUCGAGUAAUUCAAUACACAGACAUAAGAAAAACCCCACAACUAAUAUUGCCAGAAAAUGAAUCUUCAAAACACAAUGGUGAUAUGAAAUUCUUCAACUUUGGGUACGGUAUAGCCAGCGGCAAAUUCAUCUCUGAAAACAUUUCUUAUGCUAUCAGCACUCCAUACGGUAACAAUGGAGUGGGUCAGCUAUUAUUCUAUGACGAAAAUGGAAAAUAUGAAGGCAAGAUAAUGGAUUCGAAGUCAAGAUUAGGAACUCUAUUUGGUGCAGUUCUAUGCACAGUGAAGCUAACUAGCAAACAAGACUCUUUAUUUGUUGGUGCUCCUACUUAUGUACCUGAAGACACAAGCGAUGAUGAUGUCGGGGCUGUACAUAUAUACAUGAUGAAGAAUAAGUUCCAGUUAACAAAGACUAUCAAAGGAACACAUGUAGGCGGUCGGUUCGGCAGCGCUAUUGUCAACCUCGGAGAUAUUGAUUUAGAUCAAAGAGAUGACGUGGCGAUUGCAGCGCCAUUUGAAAACGACGGUAAAGGCGCGGUCUACAUUUACACGGCGAGGAAUAUCUUUGCAGACAAAAUGUCAGUCGAAUACACGCAGAAGGUGCAUCCAAAAGCAGUGACGACUAGAAGUUUUGGCCUGAGCUUGACUACAAUGCAAGACCACGAUAGCAACGGCUGCAAUGAAUUGGCGAUCGGAGCACCGGAAACCAACGAAGUCUUCAUUUUACGUUGUUUUCCUUCGAUUCAUUUAAAUGUCUACUCAAAGCUUCCAAAUUUACAGAUUCGUAAUAGGACAGAGAAGGAUCAGUUUACAUUCAAAGCAUGUCUCAAGGCGAAAUUUCCAAAGAAGCCACAGCAAAUUGUAGCUGAUAUAUUGGUUACUGUAAACAUAAUGCAUCCAAGCGCCAAAUUUAAACAGACUAAAAAUGGUGUUAUAACAUAUGUUGAAAAAUUGAACAGAAACAAUAAUGUAUAUUGCAGAGAUAUACAAGUUCUAACUCCUUUAGAUAAAAAUAUCGAGCUGUAUCCAAUACAAAUUGCGACUAAAGCAGAACUAAGCAAUGAUCCAAGUCUCACUGAAAUAUUUGAUGCUAACCGGGCAGUCGUUUCUGAACAUAGCACAAUAUUCGCUCUCGAUAAACUUCGGGUGUCAGAUUGCAACUUCGCAUACUGCGUACCAAAUAUACAGACGAUAACGUCGACGUCAUUUACGUCACCAUAUAUAGUGGGUUCAACGGAUACAGAAAGCAUCAAUUUAAGCAUGAUUAAUUCCGGUGAAACUGCGUAUAAUGCGUGCUUGCGCGUGCGCGUUAGCAGUGCGCGCGUCUUGCUGGCUCCUGGCUGCACGCGUGACGAACACGAUCUAAUAUGUGAGCCUGGCACUCCGCUCAAACAAAACGCAACUUGGAAUAUACCGAAUAUUAUGCUCGAAACAAAAUUCUUGACGAAUCGGGACAAAAAAAUUAAUAUCACGAUAAACACGUACAAUCAUUGCGAAAAUGAAACCGAUAAAAUAACGGAGGAAUUAGUUAUCGAAUUACAAAACGAUCUUACAAAUUUAGUUUUGACAAGCGAAGCAAUACCGGCCGAAGUUGUUAAUAUUUCAUACAUUAAUUUGGACACAGAAAUCAGUCAUUUUUACACGAUUACAAACAAAGGUUCUACAAACUGGGUUGACAUGAGAAGUGAAAUAAUACUCGAUAGUAAAUAUGCGGAAAUCAAGAACCCAAUAAUAAUUUACACAAAUAAUCAAAAUAUGACCUGUAACCAUGACUCGAAGUCAUAUUGUGAUAUCGACGAAAUUAGAAAAAAUCAAAAAAUAUAUAUAAUGGUAAACUUGAGAAUACCACCAAUAGCAGAGGAAGAGUUCAAAAACAUCAGUAUUAUAACGCGGCUAAAUUUAAUUGAAAAUGAAGAAAUAAAAACGUUAAGUGCGCUGAGUAUAUUAGUAAGAGUUGAAUUGCCACAUAUCGCCUUCUGGAUCUACUUAGCCGCAGGCAUAAUCGCUAUUCUUGUCUUAGUCAUUAUAAUAAUUAUAUUUUACGAAUGUGGUUUCUUGCAACGAAAGAACAAGGAAAAAUUGAUAGAUCUAAAGAAAGACGUCAGAAGACAGAGUAUGAGACGAACAAUGUUACUGCGCGAGAGCAUGCGGUCUGCGCAGGCGCGAGAAGGUUCCAGCGCACCUGACGAUCAGAAUAAACUACUUGAAGUCGAUAAUAAGGAAAAUCCGACUGACUUGUAACUAAAGAAGUGCAAUAAAUUCAUUCAACAUUUUUAAUGUUUCUGGGACGUAAACGUGUUAACAUCUAAAGUUUUUCAGUUUUCAUAAACUUAUAAAUAAAGUUCUCGUGU